CGCCUCGAUUCCUCCUCCACAAGGAGCAUUUUUCUACGCCGCUGCUUCAUCGCGCGUCCAUGAUGUACCCUCCCAAUAAGCCGAAGCCAUCCCUGGCGUACGUUGCGGCGCAGCGCACAGCGAACCAGGCGCCGCAGCAGGAUUCGCUGGAAGACGCCCGCUCAAAGGCCCCCUUCUGGAUGCUCCAGUCGGUGCUCGGCUCAAGCGUGCCCGAUGAGAACUGUGAAGUCGAGCUCGACAUGGCCACGUGGCUAAAUGCAAAAAAACCAAAAGGCACGUACCUGUACAACAAUGUCGACUUUGUCCCCGUGCUCAAGCAGGUGGACCAGGCAAACGGCGGAAACCCUCCGCCUCCCGCCUUGGUUGGAGCGCCGGUUUUCGGCAAGUACAUUACGAUGGGCUCCGUCUUCGCGACCGCGAACAACGCGAGCGCAGCCAAUGCGCUCGAAGACCGAUUCUUCCUCGUCAAGGUGGAGGACGGCUCCUCAUAUUGCAUCGGGGGGGUGACCUUCGCCCCCGCCGGCUCGUACAUCCUCUCCUUCUCGGCCACCGAGCCGGGUGCGGGUGCGUUCGGGGAAGGGGUCGAGCAAGACGGCAUCUGCGGGUGCAUUGGGGAGGACGGCUGGGCGGCCGAAGAGCUGAAGCCGCUGGGAUGUGACGGGCCCAAGUACUGUGUCUACACGAACCAGCUGAAGGUGCACGCGAAGAUGUUCAACGGCAUCCCCGACCCCGAUGACCCCCCCGUUGACACCGUUGUGUCGAACCCGCUGAAGGGCCUGAAAAAGGUGCUCGAGGAGUGCCACUUCAAGGACGGCGGCAAGGAGAUCACGAUCGUGGGGUGGAGCCUCGGCGGCGCCCAGGCUCAGAUUGCUGCGGUCCGAAUCGCCGUCGAGUACAAAGCCAAGGUGCGGCUCAUCACUUUCGACUCCAUCAUGGCCUUCACGCCAGACUCGGCCGCGACGAUCGCUGGCACGUUGAUCGCCGACGACAAGGUCCUGCGCUACGACGACUUCCCGGAGCCGGGCAAGAUCAACGCGCAGCGGCGCGACUCAAGGACAUGCCGUUCGAGAGAGAGAGAUUGAGCACUCCCCCGCGAAUACUGAAUUUUGAGUAGGUGGGUGGAGAAUGACUCGCCGGCGUCGAUCGCCCCCUUCAAUUGCGCGAUGAUUGGAUGCUGCCCCUUCAGCCCACACAAGAUCAAGUACGCGGGCUGCUACCCCUUCAUGAGCAGAGUUGGCCACGGCCACAUCUCAAAGGCGCUGAUCCUGAGCGGCUACCACGCCGGAUUGCUGCCGUGCGGCGGAGGCACGCCUACCUGGACCAACCUCGGCUGCAUCCCAAAGAAUCUGUGCUUCCUGUGCGACUCCAACCCGACCUACCCAGACAAAUCGUUUUAUUCGAAGCCGCCGGUGUCGGACAACCGCAUGUACGUGACCAAGGCAGCAAACCUCUCGCGCUGCUUCGUAUGCGGGUACUGCUUCUGCGUCCCGCAGGCGGCCAAGAUCCACGGCAGUGGCGCCUUCCUGCUCUGGAUGCUCUACAAGGGGGCGUACCAGAACCAGGACGCGACCGAGGGCAUCUCGAUCUACCAGCCAAAGGUGGUGAUCCCGCCGGUCCCGGAGAUGGACCGCUCUUAGACGCGGACAGGGCUGCCCAGCAAGAGGGCAUGACGGGCGGGCGGGUAAUGCCGCCUUCCCACCUCUCCCACUCACCCGUUGCGUUGCGCCUUUUGGCCCUUGCAUGUAUUGUAGGCGCUCUCCCCCUCUCUCGCACGUCUCCCCUUUCUCCUCGCGUGAUCCGGUCUGCCGCCUCUCUCUUGAAGUCUCGCGUGUGUAUACGACCCAAGGGAGGGAUAGGGAAACGGCACGCUUCCGCCACCACACAGGGAUUUCCAUGAAGAAGUGGGAGUGCGGAGU
This is a messenger RNA of Emiliania huxleyi CCMP1516, 1916 nucleotides long. RefSeq lists its product as hypothetical. Bases 60 to 1082 code for a protein of 340 amino acids. The record is from RefSeq and is a predicted model, not a curated record. Lineage: Eukaryota; Haptophyta; Isochrysidales; Noelaerhabdaceae. Gene Ontology annotation, biological process: lipid metabolic process. The transcript is spliced from 7 exons.